UCGGCCAGCUCUCCGCCCCUCCCGGCCCAUCCCUCGCCGGGGCCGCCCACAGCAGCGCCGUAGCGGCGUGGUGGUGGAGGAGGAGGCGAGGCGAGGCGGGUGGUAGCCAUGUUGCGCCCCAUGCAGCCCCGCAGCCCCUACUACUUUUUCGUGCGUGACCGGCUCCCCCUGCUGCAGCAGCGCGGCCUGCCCGUGGCCCGAGUGGUCGAUGGCUUUCCCCACCUCACCCAGGAGUGGGCGCUGCUAGCGGAGGAGGAGAGGAUGUUCUAUGCAGAGAAGGCUCAAAAGUGGAAGGAAAAAAAAUCCUUUAAGAAGAAAACAGAGGAGAUCCCUAAUAAUUCAGUACAUGCUCAUGGGACUACAGAGAUGUACAGAAUGACAUCUUUUCUUGAUGCCUCAGCUAUAUCGUGGAUGAGUGAUCAGGCUGUGGUUGCCGACGUCUUCUAUUUCCUGAACAUUUACAGUCACGGCAAGCUGCCGUCCCACUGCGACCAGCGCUUCCUCCCUUGUGAAAUUGGGUGUGUCAGGUACUCCCUGCAGGAAGGCAUAAUGGCUGACUUCCAUCACUUCAUAGAUUCAGAAGUACCACCACGUGGUUUUCGGUACCACUGCCAGGCUGCUAGUGAUGCUACUCAUAAGAUCCCUCUAUCUGGAUUUGGUCUUUCGAGUACUUGCUACCCAGUUGUCAUAUGUGAACUUCUUAAGUUUGCCCAGCCAGCCAGAAAUGUUUGGCCUCGUUUUUACUGUAAGUCUGAUGACAGAUUCCGAAUCAGCUGGUGUCUUGAACGAAUGGCUAGCGUAGCAGGUGUUGACAGCUCUCUGGAGCUUCUUACUGUAGAAGACCUGGUAAUAAAAUUGUACCAGAAGAAAUAUCAAAAGGAGCCAUCCAAGACUUGGGUAUCUAGAGAGCUAGAUGUUGUCCUGUGGGAUUUUUCCAGUAAUACCAGGUGCAAGUGGCACGAAGAGAAUGAUAUACUUUGCUGUGCUUUGGCAUCCUGUAAGAAAAUCGCUUACUGCAUCAGUAAAUCUUUAGCUGGUGUGUAUGGAGUCUCACUGACAGCUGCUCACCUGCCUCUUAAAGACUGCAAUUCCUUGGGAAAUACAAAUCUCAGGCGGGUAAUACUGGAUGCUGGACGUUUUCAGGAAAUGAAGGCUGGGGGUUCUGGAAGUGACAGACACAUCCUUUCUCCAAGUGGAGUUCAAGAACUUGUCCCUUCUGGUUGUGAUUCUCCAUGUGAUGUGAAGACUUCUCCUUAUGGAACAAGUACCAUGCGAGGAAGAGGAGUUACUCGAUUGCUGGAAAGUACACCUGAUCUGAGCAAAUCUUUCAGUAAAUAAAAUCUUUACUUCCACGACAGCCAUACUUCUUUUUUCCCUAAGAUAACCAGCAGUUUCUCCAGACAUGUGGUUUUUCAUCUUAUGUGCAACUGUUGCUCAUUCAAGUUCUUGUUAAAAUGAUAGAACGGUUAUUUACUGGACUUAGAAGGAAGUCUUCAUUAUCUACAGGAAGAUGUUAUGAUUUUGCAUCUUCUCAAAAAAGAAAUGCCAUGAUAGUUCUAUUUCUUAAUGGGUGGAGCACAAAUUCAAGUGACUAGCAACAUCACUGGAUUAGAAAUUCUUUAGUGGCCAGUGCAGCUUUAAACAAGUGUUGCUUUAUUUUCUUCUUUAAUAACCUCCUUCACCUCAUCUGUAUGUGGAAGGUAAAAUUUCAGUGCAUAACUUGUCUCUCCCCAAAUACGAUGGAGAGAGCAGUGGAGGUUUGACAGGACGCACUGGGGAAUGUAAUGUGGCAUGGUCUCAAAGGAUUGCUCAGAACCUGUUUCUUCCACCCAUUGAGAACUCAAGUAGUCGUUCAAUGCAAAAAAAAAAAAAGCAGAUAUUCUGUCAAAAAGUGUGGUGGCUGUUUUAUGGGUCUGUUAGUAUACUUUUGGAGGUGUAAACUAUAUAUCAGGAAUAUGGAUACUGUUUUUUUUUCCCUUUGCAUCAGUGAUUAAAAGAUUAAUGUUCCUUAAAA
Numida meleagris (helmeted guineafowl) is the source of this 2014-nucleotide messenger RNA. It is a transcript of the gene MAEL, whose product is annotated as maelstrom spermatogenic transposon silencer. Lineage: Eukaryota; Metazoa; Chordata; Aves; Galliformes; Numididae. The coding region runs from base 109 to 1338 and encodes 409 amino acids. The transcript has 12 exons. Gene Ontology annotation, molecular function: sequence-specific DNA binding. Gene Ontology annotation, cellular component: nucleus; P granule. The record is from RefSeq and is a predicted model, not a curated record. Gene Ontology annotation, biological process: male meiotic nuclear division; negative regulation of DNA-templated transcription; spermatogenesis.